UUACAAAAUCUUAAACACAUUGCUAUCUAUAUAUUUUAGGAUCUCUAUCUCUCUCUUUCUCUCCAUGGAAGCUCAACACCUUCAUGCCAAGCCUCAUGCUGAAGGAGAAUGGUCCACAGGCUUCUGUGAUUGCUUCUCUGACUGCAAAAACUGUUGUAUCACAUGUUUGUGUCCAUGUAUCACAUUUGGCCAAGUCGCUGAUAUUGUAGACCGAGGAACCACCUCAUGUGGUGCUGCUGGAGCACUAUACACGUUGAUAGCCGUAAUAACUGGUUGUGGAAGUAUCUACUCGUGUUUCUAUCGUGGAAAGAUGAGAGCUCAAUACAAUAUUAGAGGUGAUGGUUGUACUGAUUGCCUUAAACAUUUCUGCUGUGAGCUUUGUGCUUUGACCCAAGAAUACCGUGAACUCAAGCACCGCGGUUUCGAUAUGAGUCUUGGAUGGGCGGGGAAUGUAGAGAGGCAACAGAACCAAGGAGGUGUGGCGAUGGGUGUUCCAGCUUUCCAAGGUGGUAUGAAACGCUAAGAUUUGUUUCUUAAUGUAAUUCAUUUGUCAUCUAUGUUUUAUGUAAUAAAACGAGGUUUAGGCCUUUGUUUGUGUUGUAUGAUAUGUUAUUAUGCUUGUUGUGAAAGUUUGAACAUGAAUGUUUCUUCAAUGUAUAUUCCACUAUACAGUUAAAAGAAUUUAACU
Molecule: messenger RNA, 688 nt
Organism: Arabidopsis arenosa
Lineage: Eukaryota; Viridiplantae; Streptophyta; Magnoliopsida; Brassicales; Brassicaceae
Source: the annotation of a GenBank genome assembly